Messenger RNA from Sorghum bicolor (sorghum), 909 nucleotides. RefSeq lists its product as uncharacterized. Bases 1 to 909 code for a protein of 302 amino acids. Gene Ontology annotation, molecular function: nucleic acid binding; zinc ion binding. NCBI's taxonomy places the organism in Eukaryota, Viridiplantae, Streptophyta, Magnoliopsida, Poales, Poaceae. The transcript has a single exon. The record is from RefSeq and is a predicted model, not a curated record.
AUGGAGGAUCAAGGUGUUUGGGAGAUCAUGGAGCCGUCGGGGGAGACGUCUUCGCAGGAUGCGACGGCGGUUGCGGCGGCGAAGGCGAAGGACAGGAAGGCGAAGGCGUGCUUGCUGCAAUGUCUUCCUGAUGACCUGCUGAUGCAAGUCGCGGCGAAGAAGACCGGGAAGGAGGUCUGGGACUCGCUGAAGGCGAGAUUCGUUGGCGAGGAGCGGGUGAAGGAGGCGCGGUUGCAGAACCUGAAGAGCGAGUUCGAUGCGCUGAGGAUGAAGGAGGAUGACUCGAUUGAUCAGUAUGCCGGACGGUUGACGGGGAUGUCAGUCCGGUAUAGCAAUCUUGGUGGAUCGCUCGGUGAUGCAGCACUUGUGAAGAAACUGUUCGACACAGUGCCCGGGCGGUUCAUCAAUGUGGUUGCAGGGAUCGAGCAAUUCUAUGAUCUCAAGAAAUUGGCGUUCGAAGAAGCAGUGGGUCGACUGAAGACGUAUGAAGAACGUACCAGGCGGGGAGCAGGCGCAGUGGCGAAGACAGACACUGGUCAAGUGCUGUUGACGCAAGCUGAGUGGGAAGCGAGGCAGAAGCGGUCUGCUGGAGAAGGAUCUGGGAAGAGAUCGUCAGAGAGCAGCAGCCGAGGUCGCGGGCGUGGCCGUGGAGGGAAUGGCGGUGGUCGUGGCGGGCAAGGCGAUGCUGCGAAGGAUGGCACUAGUAAACGUGACAAGAGUCACAUAAAGUGCUUCAAGUGUCACAAGUAUGGACACUAUGCAAAUAGAUGUCCUGGUGAGGAAAAGAAGAAAGAAGAAGCUCAUCAUACCAGUGCAGUGGAGUUUGAGCCCACGGUGUUGCUCGCCGAGACGGUUUUCCCGGGGAGGCUUGAGCACCCAAGUUCAGAAGAGCUAUUGUCAGAAAACUGA